AGACAACGUCGGCGGCAGCGAUGCUGGCUCGUGCAAACGUCGUUUGCCCGUUGAUUUUAGUAUUCACGUGAAAUCUCUGAAGUACGGAUCGCAAGCGUGCGCGCGUGGUUGCGGGAACACGCGCUCAGUUUUACCCCGUGAACGCAACCCUACCUCCAGUAUCGUCCGUCGGACCCACGCUUUCGCACAAUUUCGGUUCAAUGUUCGGUUUUCUAUGUGUGUUGUUCUGCGUGUAACUGAAAAGUGUACGGCGUGUGUGUAUGAGUAUGAGUGUGUGUAAUAUUGCAGUUUGCGUGGAAUGAACAGCCAGCUUUGAAAACGAUGAACGAUGACUUCCACCGCAGCAGUUAACACGUUGCCCAGGUACCACGGCACACGCACUGCCGCCGGAUGGUGCCGAAAAUGAUCGUUAAAAACUCGGUUUGCCAGGGGAAGGCAACGACGUGUGGUCUGCUUCGCGGCUGCUAGCGGCUCCGCUGGGCCUGGUGCUGUGUGUGCGUGCAGCAUUGUGUUUAGGUGAACAGCUCCACAGGUGCAUUACAGACACUGUUGCCGAUGCUGUGUGUGCCUGUGAUUGGAUUGGAAGAUCUGCAGGGAGCCGAGAAAGCGGUGCUUCCGGAAAAGCAAAUUCAAACUUGUGUUUAGAGGUGCCACCCGGGUGCCCGAAGUGGUACCCACAUCCCGAAGGGGUAUCUUUUUUUUAUGUGCCAAAGAAAAGUGUCCAGAAACCAAAGCGCGCGAGCACAAGAAGGUGCCCAACGGUGGGAGGAAGAGUAAAAGCGAAAACAAACCCCCGAGUGUGAUAGAGUGAUAGUCUGCAGCGAUGUCUGGAAUAUUCAAAUACACGCCCAACCGAACGGCAGCUUCCACGCCGAAUCGACGAUCAGCGUUCGGCACUGGAUUCGGCAGUCCCGGCGUACACCAGGAUGCCACCAUGGACAACUCAUAUGCGAUGGGAUUCCGUUCGCCCUCGAUAAACGCCCUGACCGGUCACGGUUCGCCGGUUCAGGUGCGCUCGCUGCGCGACAACGAGGAGGAAAUUUCCACCCUGCGCAAGGAAAACUUCAAUCUGAAGCUACGCAUUUACUUCCUCGAGCAGAAGGCGGGCAUCUGCACCGACAAUGACACGCCCGGCGGACUGGGUGUAACCUCAUCGUCCGCGUCCAACACGUCGUGCGAUGGGAACUAUCUGAAACAGAACAUCGAUCUUAAGGUCGAGGUAGAAUCGUUACGACAGGAUCUGCAAAGCAAACAUGAUCUGCUGUGCCAGGCCGUCAAGGCGAUGGAGGUGCUGGAGGAAAGCCACAAGAAGGCGGAGGAAAGGCACCGCGAGCUGGUGAACGAUCUGAACCAUCGCAUCGAGAACCAUCAGGCCGAAAUUCGGUCGCUGGAGAUGAUGGCGGGCGAGUUGCAGAAGCAACACCGGGAGCUGCAGCUGUCCACCAGCCUGCGGGGCGAUCCGGAGCUGCAGCAGCAGCAGCAGCAGCAGCACAUGGCCGAAGAGGGAAAGGAGGGCAUGACGACGCGGGACAAUGUCGGCGAAAGCUUGCUCGACUUUCUGGACGCGGUGCAGCAGCACAGCGAGCUGAGCGUGCAGGAGAAGCUUAAGGUGCUGGAGAUGGAGAACGCCGUCCGGCAGUGCCAGGAGCGGAACGAGCAGCUCACCCGCCAGGUGGAACAGCUGCAGGCCACCAUCGAGGAGAAGGCGAGCAAGAUCAGCCAGCUGGAGAUGGAGCUGGGCGAGCUGCGGUUCGAGAAUGCGGAGCUGCGGGAGGAAAGCGAAAAGCCACAGAGCAACGUUGAGAUUGACCGACUUAAGAAGCAAAACUUUGAUAUUCGGGCCGAGCUGGCGGAGAAGCUGUGCGUGCUCGACGACACCGAGACGAAGCUGAAGGAGAAAACGCUCGAGUGCACCAAGACCUGCAAAAUGGUGGAAAAGUUGAUCAAAACCAUCACCGAGCAGGACAAGGAGCUGGAGAAGCUGAAGCGAAACUCGCCGGUAGAAGCGAACGCCGGUGGUCGCGAGCCGCCGAUCCGAAAGAACAUUUCACUUCACUCCGAACACGGCAUGAACGGUGGUGCCACGGGCGCCCUGGCUGGUGUGGCGGUGCCCGAAAUCGUGGACCAGGACCGCAAACCGGUCAGCCAGGCCGAGUACGACGCGCUGGUGCAGCGGGCAAAGCUGCUGCAGCAGAAGAACGACACGCUGAUCCACAAGCUGUGCGGCAAUGGUGGGGCGGGCGACCAUCGCAACGAUCGCAACAUCAUCAUCAAGCAGCUGAACGACGAGCUGAUCAAGGCGCGCGAAGAGGCGGAAAAGGCCCAGAAGUGGCGCAAAGAGUACGCGGACCUGUGCGCGAUCUCGACGCACCGGCUGGAGGAGUUGGCCGGCUUUCUCGAUUCGCUGCUGCGGAACAAGGAGCUGAUUGGGUCGCUGUCGACGGACAGCCGGAAGGCGAUCCGCAAUGCGGUCGAUCGCAGCCUGGAUUUGUCGCGCAGCCUCAACAUGUCGAUCUCGGUGACGGGGCUUUCGCUCAUCGGCAACAACAUCAACAACAGUCUGGCGCAGCUGAGCUGUCUGUCGGGCUAUCUGGAUCAGUCGGUCGUCCUGGAGCAUGGCGAACACAGCAGUGCCGGCGACGAUGUGGACGAGCAUGACAAGGAAAACCGCGCGUCGAACGUGAAAGGACAGACCAUUCAGACCGGCGGUCAUGGUGCUCUGUUUGGGGGACUGAAUCAAACGAAGCAAAUGAUCGAAACGUUGCGUGCAGAGAACAAAGCAUUGCGGGGCGAGCUGAUGGAGCAGCAGCAGCUGCAGCAGCAUCAACAGCGAACCCGGCGCCGCGAAAGCAAGGAGCGCAAGUCCGUCCCCAUCGAGCCGAUUUCCGACUCGGAAGCGUGGUCCGAACCGGAUCGGGGCGUUUCGCUCGCACGCAUCGGGUUGGAGGACAGCUCUUCGGCCCUGCUGCGGCAGAAGAACGGUCCAGCCGGCGGUCCGACGGCCUCACUAAGCUCGCCAACGUCGGGCGCUGCUGCGCUGGAACUGAGCUCCACCUCAGACAACGAGCCCGGGUUGUUGGCUGCUGCCGGUCUUUCCUCGCAGCGGAAAAGCGCAACCGUGGCUGAAAUGAAGCAGCUGCAGGAGACGGUCGCAACGCUGAGCAAAGAGCUGCAGGACAAGAACGGAACGCUGCUGACCGUACAGAGCCAGCUGGUCGAUCUGGACAGUGAGCUGCAGCGGGAGCGAAUCCGGGCCGCCAAAGCGCAAACGGAAGCGACCGAAACGCGCCAACUGUCCGAACGGUGGGAACGGGACGCCACGGUGUACAGGGAACAGGCGGAACAGGCCGCCCAACGACUGGCGGCGCUCGAGGGCGACAUCCGGCAGCGCGAUGCGCUGAUCGAGAAGCUGCGCAAGGAGCGCGAACAGGCGGCGGUCGAUCUGCGCGUGGCCAUGAUGAAGCUGGAAACGAUGCAGUCCGAGUACGGCGAGCUGCAGCAGCGGCACCGGCGCGAACUGGACGCCAUGCUGGCGAAGGAGCAGCAGCAGCUGGAGGAGCUGCGCCAGAGCCUUACCGAAUCAUUCCGCAACGAGCUGCAGCUGAAGCAGCAAUCGUUCGACACGGCCCUGGCCCAGAACUACAUCUCCAAAAACAUCCACCAGGAGAAGGUGCGCGAGCUGAACGAGCUGCACUACCGGCUGGAGGAUGCGCACAACGACCUGUCCACGAUGGCCGAGGCGGAGGAGCAGCUGCGCCGCCAGCUGGCCGACUGCGAGCGCAGCGCGGCGGCGAUGAAGAAGAGCCUCGACGAGGCGACGCUGCAGGCGUCCAAGGCAGCGAUCGAGCGGACGAAGGCGCUGAACGAGAAGCGCCAGCUCGAGACCGAGCUCGGCUUCGCGCACGACGAGCUGGAGCAGCUGAAGGUGGAGAAGAACGCACUGAACGAGCAGCUGCAGACUAUCAUUCGGACGCAGCAGCAGCAGCAGCAUCCACGCAGUCCACGUGGUUCCGGCGGCGGCAGCGGCGGCGGCAACCAAUCAGCGUCCGGAACGGACGAAGAAAUUACGCCCGGUGUACGGCGACAGCUCGAGAACUCAUCGCCCGAUCUCGGCAUCGAGAGUGAUCCCGGCCGGCUCUCGAACGUGGAGCUAAAGUUUGCGACCUCGCCGCAGCAGCGUCCCCUUCUCAAAACGCUGGAACUGACGAAAUCCAUGUCCAACUUGCUGUUGAAUCCGAACCAGGAAGUCAAACCGGAGAGCAGUGGAGAAUCGUCCAAGGGGGCGGCGGGCGGCGAACAGCAGGAAGGUGGUGGUGGUGGGGCCGAUAAGACGACGGUGAUCCAUCACGACUGUGCCAAGAUCGAGGUCGACUACAGGGAUCUGAUGCAUCGGUACAACAAAACGCGCCACUAUCUGGCCGUUGCGUACGACAAAAUUAAAUCCUCCAACAAGGUGAAGAAGCAGCUGGAGAUUGAGGUGAAGCAGCAGAUCCACAAGACGAACGUCGUGCUGAAGACGGUGCAGCGCAAUCUGGAUUCUUCGGGCAACGAUGGCGCUGGUGAGCAUUGAGCUUUGAGUAGACAGGCUGGCAGGCAGGCACCACGACAAAAACACCAAUGCAAAGGUUUUUUUGGUUUUGUAACAAACGCGGGGGUGUUUUCAUUUAAUUUUGUAUAUAUAUAUAUGUGAGUGUGUAUAAUGUCAGAAAGAGGAAAAUGAGUGCGCGAAGAGAAAGCAAAUAACCACAAUGGUGUAUACACUGACAACACAGCAGAGUAGGCGGAUUGAACACAGCCGGGAGAGGGGAAAAGCUCAUUCCAGAUUCCAUUUCCGUUGCGAUUCAGUCUAAUCGGGUGUGUGCGUGUGUGUUAGACCGUUGUAUACAUUUUAAAACCGCUGUGUAAAAGGGAAGAACCCCCUUCCAAGGACUGUUUAAAGGAAAGAGUUUGAAUUUGCAGACAAUUGUG
Anopheles merus is the source of this 4968-nucleotide messenger RNA. RefSeq names its product centrosomin (gene cnn). The coding region runs from base 824 to 4570 and encodes 1248 amino acids. Gene Ontology annotation, molecular function: gamma-tubulin binding; microtubule binding; protein kinase binding. Gene Ontology annotation, biological process: positive regulation of microtubule polymerization; chromosome segregation; positive regulation of DNA-templated transcription. Lineage: Eukaryota; Metazoa; Arthropoda; Insecta; Diptera; Culicidae. Gene Ontology annotation, cellular component: mitotic spindle pole; pericentriolar material; microtubule organizing center. The record is from RefSeq and is a predicted model, not a curated record. The transcript has 9 exons.